Molecule: messenger RNA, 978 nt
Organism: Peromyscus leucopus (white-footed mouse)
Lineage: Eukaryota; Metazoa; Chordata; Mammalia; Rodentia; Cricetidae
Product: olfactory receptor 51F2-like
Exons: 1
Coding region: 16-978 (320 amino acids)
Biological process (GO): G protein-coupled receptor signaling pathway
Cellular component (GO): membrane
Molecular function (GO): G protein-coupled receptor activity; olfactory receptor activity
Source: RefSeq, a predicted model, not a curated record
AUUGGACAGAACAUAAUGCCAAUCUUCCAUAACUCCACCUCUCCUGCUUUUCUCCUGACUGGUGUCCCUGGAGUAGAAUGGGCUCAUUCCUGGAUCUCCAUCCCCUUCUGCUGCCUCUAUUUAACUGCACUAUCUGGAAAUUCUUUGAUCCUGUUUGUAGUCCUUACGGAGCCAACUCUCCAUGAACCCAUGUACUAUUUCCUGUCUAUGCUAUCCACCACUGACAUUGGCUUAUGCAUCUCGACAAUGGUGACAGUGCUGGGAAUACUCUGGCUCAAUGCCAGGGAGAUCAGCUUCAGUGCCUGCUUGUCCCAGAUGUUCUUCAUUCACCUCUUCACGUUCAUGGAAUCCUCAGUGCUCCUGGCUAUGGCCUUUGAUCGUUUUGUGGCCAUCUCAAACCCCCUGAGAUAUGCCACCAUUCUAACUCAUGCAAGGAUUGCACAGAUUGGUCUGGCAGUCAUUACUAGGGGGACUGUCAUUUUGACCCCACUGGUCCUGCUCCUUAAGCGUCUAUCAUUCUGCCAUAGCCACAUGCUCCACCACUCUUAUUGUUUCCACCCUGAUGUGAUGAAGCUGUCGUGUUCAGACACAAAAAUCAACAGUGUAUUUGGACUAACGGCAAUUAUUUCUACUGCUGGAGUGGACUCUGUCCUUAUCCUGCUCUCCUAUGUCCUGAUCAUUCGCUCAGUUCUCAGCAUCGCAUCCCCUGGAGAAAGGAAGAAGGCUUUCAGUACCUGCAUUUCUCAUAUCACUGCUGUGGCCAUCUUCUACAUCCCCUUGAUCAGCCUCUCCUUUGUCCACAGAUUUGGAAAACACGCCCCACCCUAUGUGCCCACUCUCAUUGCAAAUGUGUAUUUGCUCAUCCCCCCUGUGAUGAACCCUAUCAUCUACAGUGUGAAAACAAAGCAGAUUCAGAAAGCUAUUCUCAGACUUAUAUAUUGCAAAGGACCUCAUGUUUUGCAAUCAUUAAGCACAUAA